Molecule: messenger RNA, 1339 nt
Organism: Odobenus rosmarus divergens (Pacific walrus)
Lineage: Eukaryota; Metazoa; Chordata; Mammalia; Carnivora; Odobenidae
Gene: GJB1
Product: gap junction protein, beta 1, 32kDa
Exons: 2
Coding region: 126-977 (283 amino acids)
Biological process (GO): cell communication
Cellular component (GO): connexin complex
Source: RefSeq, a predicted model, not a curated record
GCGGCGAUGAAUUGGAACGCAGGCGCGGACCCAGGGACCACUCCCCCUGCACAGACAUGAGACCAUAGGGGACCUGUCUGGGUGGCCUCAGGGAUAGGCGCUCCCCAAGGUGUGAAUGAGGCAGGAUGAACUGGACAGGCUUGUACACCUUGCUCAGUGGCGUGAACCGGCAUUCCACGGCCAUUGGUCGCGUAUGGCUCUCGGUCAUCUUCAUCUUCAGGAUCAUGGUGCUGGUGGUGGCCGCGGAGAGCGUGUGGGGUGACGAGAAGUCUUCCUUCAUCUGCAACACCCUUCAGCCUGGCUGCAACAGCGUCUGCUAUGACCACUUCUUCCCCAUUUCCCACGUGCGCCUGUGGUCUCUGCAGCUCAUCUUGGUGUCCACCCCGGCUCUCCUCGUGGCCAUGCACGUGGCUCACCAGCAGCACAUAGAAAAGAAGAUGUUGCGCCUCGAGGGUCACGCGGACCCCCUGCACCUGGAGGAGGUGAAGAGGCACAAGGUCCACAUCUCAGGGACACUGUGGUGGACCUAUGUCAUCAGCGUGGUCUUCCGGCUGCUGUUCGAGGCUGCCUUCAUGUACGUCUUUUAUCUGCUCUACCCCGGCUAUGCCAUGGUGCGGCUCGUCAAGUGUGAGGCCUACCCCUGCCCCAACACGGUGGACUGCUUCGUGUCCCGCCCCACCGAGAAAACCGUCUUCACGGUCUUCAUGCUGGCCGCCUCUGGCAUCUGCAUCAUCCUCAACGUGGCCGAGGUGGUGUACCUCAUCAUCCGGGCCUGUGCUCGCCGAGCCCAGCGCCGCUCCAAUCCGCCCUCCCGCAAGGGCUCGGGCUUCGGCCACCGCCUCUCACCUGAAUACAAGCAGAAUGAGAUCAACAAGCUGCUGAGCGAGCAGGACGGCUCCCUGAAAGACAUACUGCGCCGCAGCCCCGGCACUGGGGCCGGGCUGGCUGAGAAGAGCGACCGCUGCUCGGCCUGCUGAUGCCACGCACCAGGCAACCUCCCAUCCCGCCACACACACACACACACACACACACACCCGGACCCCCACCACCCUGCCCAGGAGCCUGCCCCUCCUUCUCCCCUGCCCGGGUGCAGGCCUCUGUCUGCUAGGGACUGCUCCAUCAGAAUCUCCCUUUCCUCCCUGGUUUCCCUCCCUCGCAGGGCCUUCUGUCUGAGGGGCCCGAAGGGGGUGGGGAGCCGGAGGUCACCCACACCAGUGCUCAAGGUUGUGGGGGGGGCGUGCGGGCAGCUCUUCUUGUCUGUACCCCCUUUCCCCUUCCCUCUCCCUGGGGCCACUGGGGACAAGAGACAGGAUGCUCUGACAGCAUCUCGAAUUAUGAA